AGUUUGACUUACAAAGGAGAAAGUUGCUAAAGCUAUAAAAACUUUAAAAAAUAAAAAAUAAACGCCUUCCACUUCCCGACGGGCCGGGGGCGGGGGGCGUGGCUUGAGGUGAGCAAGCCGCGCUCCUAUUGGCUGGGAGGCUCCUUCCCCGGGACGAGCGCGAGGAGGGCCAGGACAAGGAUGCGAUUGUUGUCUCGCGGCACCUCUGAGUGGACGUGGACACGCCCGUGGACACCUCGGAGGAGGGAAAAGGACACUUAUCAUCGCGCGUGGCGUGGCGGGAAAUGAGCGGGAAGUGAGACGACAGCACACCUGUUGGGACUUAGCAUGGCCGAACACGAGAGUCCGGACUUCGGCAAGGCAGACUUCGUGCUGCUGGACAAUGUGUCCAUGGACGAAUUCAUGGCCAACCUCAAACUCAGGUUCGAGAAGGGGCGGAUCUACAGCUACAUCGGCGAGGUGGUGGUGUCGGUCAACCCGUACCGCGCCAUGAACAUCUACGGCCGCGACAUCAUCGAGCAGUACAAAGGCCGCGAGCUGUACGAGAGGCCGCCGCACCUCUUCGCCAUCGCCGACGCCGCCUACAAAGCCAUGAAGAGGCGGAACAAAGACACCUGUAUUGUCAUCUCAGGGGAAAGCGGAGCAGGAAAGACGGAGGCCAGCAAAUACAUCAUGCAGUACAUCGCUGCCAUCACCAACCCCAAUCAGCGGGCUGAGGUUGAGAGGGUGAAAAACACGCUGCUCAAGUCCAACUGCGUCCUGGAGGCCUUCGGAAACGCCAAGACCAAUCGCAACGACAACUCCAGCCGCUUCGGCAAGUACAUGGACAUCAACUUUGACUUCAAGGGAGACCCCAUCGGAGGACACAUCAACAACUACCUGCUGGAGAAGUCCAGAGUCAUCUUCCAGCAGGAAGGCGAGAGGAGCUUCCACUCCUUCUACCAGCUGCUGAAAGGAGCCCCGGAAUCUCUGCUGCGUUCUCUACACGUCCAAAAGGACCCAAAGAGCUACAACUACAUCAAAGUGGGAGGCCAGAUAAAGUCGUGCAUCAACGACGGCGCCGAUUUCAAAGCCGUGGCCGAUGCCAUGAAGGUGAUCGGCUUCACGGGGGACGAGGUCCAGACGGCGUACAAGAUCCUGGCCACCAUCCUGCACCUGGGGAACCUGACCUUCGACUUGGACGGCGACGUGACUUUUAUCGAGAACACCAAGCUGACGUCGGUGAUCGGGGACCUGCUGAGCACCAAGCAGGACAACGUGGAGAAGGCCCUCCUGUUCCGCACCGUGGCCACAGGCCGCGACGUCAUCGAGAAGCAGCACACGGCGCAGGAGGCCGGCUACGGACGAGACGCGCUAGCUAAGGCCAUGUACGAGCGUCUCUUCUGCUGGAUCGUGGGACGCAUCAAUGACAUCAUCGAGGUGAAGAACUACGACGCCAGAGUCCACGGGAAGAACACGGUCAUCGGGGUGCUGGACAUCUACGGCUUUGAGAUCUUCCAGAACAACAGCUUCGAGCAGUUCUGCAUCAACUACUGCAACGAGAAGCUGCAGCAGCUCUUCAUCCAGCUGGUGCUGAAGCAGGAGCAGGAGGAGUAUCAGCGGGAAGGAAUCCCCUGGAAGCACAUUGACUACUUCAACAACCAGGUCAUCGUGGACCUGGUGGAGCAGCAGCACAAGGGCAUCUUCUCCGUGCUGGACGAGGCCUGCAUGAACGUGGGCAAGGUGACGGACGAGCUCUUCCUGCAGGGACUCAACGUCAAGCUGGCCAAGCACGCUCACUACACCAGCCGCAAGCUCUCACCCACCGACAAGAGUUUGGAGUUUGAUCGAGACUUUCGCAUCAGACACUACGCUGGAGAUGUGGCAUACUCAGUGGUGGGUUUCAUCGACAAGAACAAAGACACCUUGUUCCAGGACUUCAAGCGGCUGCUCUACAACAGUUCCAACGCGGUGCUGAAGGCCAUGUGGCCCGAAGGCAAGCUGGGCAUCUCGGAGGUCACCAAGCGGCCCCUCACCGCCGCCACGCUCUUCAAAAACUCCAUGAUCUCGCUGGUGGAGAACCUGGCCUGCAAGGAGCCCUACUACGUCCGCUGCAUUAAGCCAAACGACGUCAAGUCGCCGCUCAUCUUUGAGCGCCAGCGCUGUCGCCACCAGGUGGAGUACCUGGGCCUGCUGGAGAACGUGCGAGUGCGCCGCGCGGGUUUCGCCAACAGACAGACGUACCCGCGCUUCCUGCAGAGGUACAAGAUGAUUUCCGAGUUCACCUGGCCAAACCACGACCUGCCCUCAGACAAGGACGCCGUCAAGAAGCUCCUGCAAGGUUGCGGCUUCGACCACGACGUGGCCUACGGCAAUACCAAAGUCUUUGUCCGCACGCCGCGCACGCUCUUCAGCCUUGAGGAGCAGCGCACCGAAAUGCUUCGAAGAAUCGUCCUCUUUCUCCAGAAGGUGUGGAGGGGCACCAUCGCCAGGAUCCGGUACCGGCGCAUGCGGGCGGCCCUGGUCAUCCUGCGGGCCUACCGGCACUACAAGGUCAAGUCGUACAUCCGCGAGGUCAACCGCCGCUUCCGGAACGUGCGCUCCAUGAAGGACCACGGCAAGCGCGUCAAGUGGCCCACGCCCCCCAAGGUCCUGCGCAGGUUCGAGGAGGCGCUCAGGAGCAUCUACAACAGGUGGUGGGCGUGGACGCUGAUCAAAGGGCUGACUGCAGAGGAGGCCCUGCAGGUGAGGGCAAAGGUGGCCUGUCUAGAGGCCCUCAAGGGCCAGAGGGUGGACCUGGGCCUGCAGCGAGCCUGGGAAGGAAACUACCUGAAGCGAGACAGUCCCGGCAGCGUCUCCUCCUUCACGCUGGUCUCCAGUGAGCUGCAGCGCAAAGACAAGUUCAUGAGGGUCCUCUUCGCGUGCCACGUGCGCAAGAUCAAUCGCUUCCACAAGGCGGAGGACAGAGCCGUGCUCAUCACAGACCGCCACCUGUACAAGAUGGACCCCCUGAAGCAGUACAAACCCAUGAAGAGCAUCCCCCUCUACAACGUGACGGGCCUGAGCGUUUCACCGGGGAAGGACCAGCUGGUGGUGUUCCACACCAAGGACAGCCGAGACCUGGUGGUGUGCCUGCAGGGCCUGGUGCCCGCCCACGAGAGCCGCAUCGGCGAGCUGGUCGGCGCUUUGCUCAGCCACUUCAAGAGCGAGCGCAGGAAGCUGCAGGUGAACAUCGUCAGCCCCAUCCAGUGCAGCAUGAACGGCAGGAAGUGCUCCGUGGUGGUGGAGCCCAAGAUCAACCAAUCACAGCCUGACUUCACCAAGAACCGCUCAGGCUACGUGCUAGCUGUACCCUCCAACUGAUGCUAGCUGUACCCUCCAACUGAUGCUAGCUGUACCCUCCAACUGAUGCUAGUUGGACCCCCAACUGAUGCUAGCUGUACCCUCCAACUGAUGCUAGUUGGACCCCCAACUGAUGCUAGCUGUACCCCCCAACUGAUGCUAGCUAUACCCCCAACUACUGCUAGCUGUACCCCAACUGAUGCUAGCUGUACCCUCCAACGGAUGCUAGCUGUACCCUCCAACUGAUGCUAGCUGUACCCUCCAACUGAUGCUAGCUGUACCCUCCAACUGAUGCUAGUUGGACCCCCAACUGAUGCUAGCUGUACCCCCCAACUGAUGCUAGCUAUACCCCCAACUACUGCUAGCUGUACCCCAACUGAUGCUAGCUGUACCCUCCAACGGAUGCUAGCUGUACCCCCCAACUGAUGCUAGCUAUACCCCCAACUACUGCUAGCUGUACCCCAAUUGAUGCUAGCUGUACCCCAACUGAUGCUAGUUGUACCCCAACUGAUGCUAGCUGUACCCCCCAACUGAUGCUAGCUGUACCCCCAACUGAUGCUAGCUGUAGCCCCAACUGAUGCUAGCUGUACCCCAACUAAUGCUAGCUGUACCCCCCAGCUGAUGCUAGCUGUACCCUCCAACUAAUGCUAGCUGUAUCCCCAACUAAUGCUAGCUGUACCCCCAACUAAUGCUAGCUGUACCCUCCAACUGAUGCUAGCUGUACCCCUCAACUGAUGAUAGCUGUACCCCAACUGAUGCUAGCUGUACCCUAACUAAUGCUAGCUGUGCCCUCCAGCUGAUGCUAGUUGUACCACCCAGCUAAUGCUAUCUGUACCCCUCAACUGAUGCUAGCUGUACCCCAACUAAUGCUAGCUGUGCCUUCCAGCUGAUGCUAGUUGUACCCCCAACUAAUGCUAGAUGUAUCCUUCAAUUGAUGCUAGCUGUACCUCCAAGUAAUGCUAGCUGUACCCCAACUAAUGCUAGCUGCACCCUCUAACUGAUGCUAGCUGUACCCCAACUAAUGCUAGCUGUACCCUCCAGCUGAUGCUGGUUGUACCCCCCAGCUAAAGCUAGCUGUACCCCAACUAAUGCUAGCUGUACCCCCCAACUGAUGCUAGCUGUACCCCCCAGCUAAUGCUAGCUGUACCCCAACUUAUGCUAGUUGUACCCCCAAGCUAAUGCUAGCUGUACCCCAACUUAUGCUAGUUUGUACCCCCAAGCUAAUGCUAGCUGUACCCCAACUAAUGCUAGCUGUACCCUCCAACUGAUGCUAGCUGUACCCCCCAGCUAAUGCUAGCUGUACCCCAACUGAUGCUAGUUGUACCCCCAAGCUAAUGCUAGCUGUACCCCCCAACUGAUGCUGGGAUUGACUUUACUUCCACUUUAAUUUUAUCUACUCAAAAGACCAGCUUUAUGGGCGGGGUUACUCCGUUGUCCACUCACAGCACACGCCAAGUUAAGCCCCGCCUCUUUACAGCACAACUGGGAAUGACUUUCUUUGAUGUUUUUCUUCCUUCAUCCCAAAUGUAAAGGGUUCCUUUUGUGCAAAACUGACCCUUAUAUUUUUUUAUUUUCACCUUCUUUUUGAUGGAGACGGAAGAUUCAUUCUAAAUUGGAAGAUUUAUUCCAAGAUGCAGAUUUAUUCCAAAGCAAAGGAUUAAGUCUGGAAUGCAAGAUGAAUUCUAAAACGGCAGAAUUAUUCAAAAACAAGAAGAUUAAUCCUAAAAUGGAAGAUUAAUUCAAAAAGAGAUGAUUCUGAAACGCAAGAUUAUGGUUAAAAUAGAAUUAUUCUAAAAUGGAAGGAUUAAUUCAUUAAGAGGGAAAGAUAAUUCUAAAACAAAAGAUCAAUUCCAAAAUUGAAGAUUUAUUCUACGAGGGUUAAAAAUCCUGAAAGGGAAGAUUAUUUAUUUCUAAAAUUAUUCUAAAAUAUGACAUUCUUCCUAAAAGGCUAGAUUGAUUCUAAAUAGGAAGAGUAUUUCUAAAACAAGAUGAUUUCUUGGAUGGAAGAUGAAUUGGGUGUUUGGUGACGAAGUGAAGAGAAGUUUAUGACGUGUUGAUCAUGUCUACCAGGAAUCUUUAAGUUAAUUUAAGUGAGGAAACGUGCAAGCAAAUAUGACGUCACGUGUAGAAGAAGCUAACACGCUAACGCUGUCGCUGAGAAAAAGCCAAAAGACACACACACACACACACACACACACACAAUCACACACCAAGUUGAAUUUGUGAAGUUUCCAAAGCGAGCCAAAGGUCAGACUUGUUAAAUGUUUGCGGUCCACUAAGACGAGUCCUUGGUCUCGUUAUGUCGCACUCAGGGACACGCCAGCGUCUCGUUAUGUCCUCCUGGGGGAGGGGGAGGUGGGGGGUUGUCAAACUUCCAUCGUCCUCCUUUUUUACUUCCUCGCAUUUGCAAAGGAAUGUUCCAGAAGGGUUGUCUAAACUCUGUUUUUAUUGGCCCUUAGCAUACACUAAAAAUGUUAUUAAAAAAAUAUAUAUUUAUAUAUACAUAAAUUUUAUAUAUAU
Entelurus aequoreus (snake pipefish) is the source of this 5841-nucleotide messenger RNA. RefSeq names its product myosin 1D (gene myo1d). Gene Ontology annotation, biological process: vesicle transport along actin filament; actin filament organization. NCBI's taxonomy places the organism in Eukaryota, Metazoa, Chordata, Actinopteri, Syngnathiformes, Syngnathidae. The record is from RefSeq and is a predicted model, not a curated record. Bases 328 to 3342 code for a protein of 1004 amino acids. Gene Ontology annotation, molecular function: actin filament binding; microfilament motor activity; ATP binding. The transcript is spliced from 22 exons. Gene Ontology annotation, cellular component: vesicle; myosin complex; cytoplasm.